This is a messenger RNA of Athene cunicularia (burrowing owl), 9178 nucleotides long. It is a transcript of the gene NUDT3, whose product is annotated as nudix hydrolase 3. Lineage: Eukaryota; Metazoa; Chordata; Aves; Strigiformes; Strigidae. The coding region runs from base 320 to 673 and encodes 117 amino acids. The record is from RefSeq and is a predicted model, not a curated record. Gene Ontology annotation, cellular component: nucleus; cytoplasm. Gene Ontology annotation, molecular function: endopolyphosphatase activity; bis(5'-adenosyl)-hexaphosphatase activity; bis(5'-adenosyl)-pentaphosphatase activity. Gene Ontology annotation, biological process: diphosphoinositol polyphosphate metabolic process; adenosine 5'-(hexahydrogen pentaphosphate) catabolic process; diadenosine pentaphosphate catabolic process. The transcript has 5 exons.
CUAAACAUGAGGAAAAUGCCCAGAAUGAAAGAUUGUGUAUCAUGGGGUGGUGGAACAGUCUGGUAAGGAGUGUUGUGGCACGGGAUGGGAUUUGGCAGUUGAGUGGACCGACCACGCUGGCAGAACUUCAGUCCAGCACAUCACAUGAGAUGGGAGAGGAAACCUGACCUUGGAUUUAUAAAAAGAAACUGGGAUAAAAGGGGACUGAUGGAGUGCCAGAAGCUGCUGUCCAGAGAGGCUUGGGAGGAAGUGGGAAUUAAAGGUGCUGCUGGUUAGCAGUAGUCGUCAUCCUGACCGAUGGAUUGUCCCUGGGGGUGGCAUGGAGCCCGAGGAGGAGCCCAACAUGGCAGCUGUGCGAGAAGUCUGUGAAGAGGCUGGAGUGAAAGGGACGUUAGGAAGAUUAGUGGGAAUUUUUGAGAAUCGGGACAGGAAACACAGGACAUAUGUUUACGUACUUAUCGUCACAGAAGUGUUGGAAGACUGGGAGGACUCUGUCAAUAUAGGAAGGAAAAGGGAAUGGUUUAAGAUAGAAGAUGCCAUAAAAGUUCUGCAGUAUCAUAAACCAGUGCAGGCCUCGUAUUUUGAAACCUUGAGGCAAGGUUGUUUGGCAAACAACGGCACUCCUGUCAUGACCACGACAUACUCUGAGAGCUCCGUGUCUGACAUCAGAUGACUGAAGACGUCCCUAUAAGAGAAAUUUUGAGAAAAAAACUGAAACAUGGAUUUCCCUCCCCUCUCCCCUUUUUCACAUGCCUCCUCUAUCAAACAAGGCAUGGGCAGCAGCCUGUGGCAGAGCAAGUGUUAAAGAGUGCUGCAAUUUAGUGCAAGGUGGGAUUUUUUUUCUUUUGUUGGCUUUUUUUUGCUUUUUUGGAUAUGUAUUUUGUAAAAUACAUUUUGUGCAUGAAGUGCCCCUUUCCCGUUACACCGCUUCCAAUGGCCUGGCGAGCGAGGCUGCCAGUUUGGCCUCUGCCUUGUGUUCUGAAGUGUCCCGUUUGUGUCAUCCCAGCCAUAGCCACUUUUUUUUUUUUUUUAAUUAAAAGACUUCAAAUGUGAGAUCAGCUCUUUAAGUCUUAGUCUGUACUGUAAGGUGCUGUUCAGACCUGUGUGGUGGUCACUUUCAGCACAUAUGUAUAAACUUUUUUUAGAUGGAGAAUCUAACAUUUUAAUUUUGCGGGAAUUUUUUUAAUCCUGGUCUGCUUCUGAAAAGAAGGGUUCAUAAUUAAUCUGUUUGCCUUUUGUUCUGUUUUUUAAAAAAUAUACAUUCUGUGACAGUGCUAGUGGCUGGGCCAGUUUACUCCCCAUUCAGUAUCUCCUGACUUAGUGCAGUGACACUUGAAGUUGAGGGCAGAGUUUUGAUCACCUGCAGACAUCCCUCCUGCUCCGUUGCUUCUCCUACAGCUUCCACCAAUGUUUCUGCAUUUACAUCAAAAUGAAACAAAAAAGGAGUUGGUCUUCUAACACAUGGCCAAAAAUAAAUAGCCUCAGAAACGCUAUGAUAGAAACUGAAUUUCAUUGUCUGUGGUAGGAAUUGGGGAUUCAGAGUGGGGUCAAAGUCUGAGAAACUGGAGCGUCAAUCACCAAUGCUGUUCUGCUGAUCCUGCUGCGUUCUGCUGAUGUCUCUUCUUGUCCACAUGCCUUAUACCGUGCUGAACUGAAUACUUGUAAUUUGUGCUAAAGCAUUGGAUUGUACUUACUGAGUGUUACUGCAUGAACCCUCGGUUGGAUAACCAUGUGUGUCCCUGAAAAGAAGUCCUGGGGGAAAAAUUCAGGUGUUCAAUCUCUUGUCCUGUGGUUCUGCAACACUUAAAAUUGCACCAUGGAGCAUGUUCAAAAUGUUUAAACUCUCCCUCUGUGAAAGGUACAGCUGACUCCCGAGCAGAAUUGCUAGCUGGAGAAGUACACUGUUUAAUAGGAUAGUUCCCCUGAUGCAUUGGCACGCUUCACAUUAUUAUUAUUUUUUUUGUUGUUGUUUUUAUUGAUGUAAGUUUCAUGCUGUCUUGAUUUGCCAACAGUGUUGUCUAGUUGGGAAAUAAAAUGGGAAGGGUUGGGGCUGGGGGGUGGGUUCAGACAGGUACAAGUUUUGGGAGGGGCAUUAAUUAAUCCCUGGCUUGGGACAAGAAGUAGUUGCUGAAUUCAGUAACUUCUCCUUUGUCGGAGCAUAGCCAAGAUGUGAAAUUAAAUCUGCAGUGCUCUUUUUUCUUUUUUUUUUUCCCUCUUUUUUUUUUUUUUCUCCUCCUCUUUAUUUAACAAAAAAUAUUCUAAUAAAUACUCACUGUUCCAGAGUUUUCUCUGUUCCCGAGAAGCGCUUACAAUAUGAAAAUCUGAUAGAAAUAUCCAUGGAGCCUGGGACAAGGGGGAAUGGUAUCCUUGCUGCUUUGGCAAGAAGCUGUUCAUUUUAAGAUCCUAUUCUGUUCCUUUACUUGUUCUCCUUGCUUUCAUCAGUGUGGAGUAGCAAGGCCAAAAGCAGUGCCAGUGAUUGCUAACAUGAAAAACCACGCAUAAGAAAAAGCUGAGAGGCAUUAUUCAAGAAGUAGCUUGAAACUGAGCAUCUGGAAUUGAGCCUAAAUUACACCAGUUCAGUUCACUUCAACUUAGAGACGAAUGUACAAUGCUUUCUUACUCUGUGCUGAUCGGCCUGAACCAAACUCUCAAAAGGGCUUGAAUAUUGUAUCUGGAAGCGUACAAGAAAUUCAGACAGUCCACUGUUACCGAGCCCUGAGUGGCACCUAACACAGCCAUCUACUGCCUUCAAUUGAGUUUUUGUCUUCACUGUACAGAUUAGUACGUUGAAAAUGGUUUGCAACAAAACAGCUGGUACUCCUGAAAGAGUAACUGCAGUUUUAAUAUCAACAGCAUGCACACUUUUGUUUUUAAAACUAAAAAUGUUUUUACAGGGCUGUUAAACUGACAAUUUAGGGUAGAAUAUUGUUAAUGAUUUGCUAAUGGCUUAUUUGUUUGGGUCAGAAAAAUAAAUUGUGCCAAGAAAGUGUUUAAAUGUGGCAUGAAUUGAUGCUGUUAACACAGUAACAUCAAGUGGCUGAUAUUAUGCCUUCUUAACUGGAAAUAGCUCCUGGGGUAGAAAUAGCCUUUACUCAACAGACGUGGAUUUCAAAACAGGCCUUAGGCCUGUGAAUCUCUCCCUGCACCACACGAAUUCCCGUCUUCCUCAGCAUCUGAGGUUCUUCUCUAGUAACUGGUAUAGCUGCGUGCCCUAGCAGUUUUAAGUGAUUUUAUCCAAAAUUAUGUUAAAUUGGUUUGGGACCGACAAUCAAACUACCUUUAAUAGUGACAAAAACGUUGUUCUAAGGAUGGUGUGUGCUCUGGGUUUCGCAGUACAGGCUAGUGCCUGCUUGAUUCAACUGCUUAGGGCUGCUGUCACGACCAACUGCUGAAAAACCCUGUAGGAUUAGACUCCAGCGUUGCUAAAACUGGUGCUAUAUCGAGCUAGUGUUGGAGAUAGUGGGAUUCUUACCUCAAAUGAUGUAGUGUCUAGCCUGACCCCUUGAAUGGAGCAUUACGGUGUGUCUCAGCUUCCCGUUGAAGAAUAACGUUCUUAGUUUGGCUUUCAACUUAGCUUCCAUCGUACCUGGCGCAGUGCUCUGUAGUUAAAACAGAGGAAUACCAGUGCUUCGUUUAGACAUCCUGCAAGUUUGCAGCAAAUUCAUCGAGUCACCCUCAAGUUUUCAGGUUUCAGAUGCUUGUCUUGGUUCUUUGAAAUGUGGUUUGUGGUAAAUGCCAGGCGUGUUGAUGCGCAUCCUCCAGCUCAGGGUGGGGGGCUACUGUUAAUCACCUGGCAGCACACCUCUGAACCCUGGGGUCUCGGGAAAAACUUCAGUGUCCUCUGCAACUUCUUAGGGGUAAUUUCCCUAAUACGGUUACUUUUUCCCUUGCUGCUUUUCAUACGUGUAUUUGUGGUAUAUACAAGGACACCUCACUCUUGAUACAUCAGGAAGCAAGUCUGCCGGCAGCGAGGAAGAGGAGGAAAAUUACUGGCCCUUGAAGCACUCGAAUACUGGAUUUCUCUAUGCACCUAAGUGUCACCUCAGGGUUGCAAGAUGAGUGAUGAAGAAAGAGGAAGAGGGAGACCCGCUGCUCAGUGCAGGGAGGUUCUCUGAGCGAUUCCCGAUUCACUUCCUCAAGUAUUGUCAAAAUCAGAAAUCCUCAUAGAGCAGAGUUGCAUUCUGCCAUCUGGAUUUUUAAAUGUAUUUGAGACCUUAAUGGGAGAAGACAACUGCAUUCAGCGCUUACACCACCGCUUAGUGUGAUGAUCUUUCAAACCUCAAAAUACUGACAAAAAUCUGGAUUUCUGUCACUGGAAGCAUCUGACGGACCAGCUUGGAUUACUGCUUGGCAGGAAAAUGUUAGCUGGUGGUUUAAGCUGAUGCUGGGUAGAGUCCUGGCGUUUGUUGACGCCAGCAUGGGAGCAGGAAGAAAAGGAAGACAUCCCUGGGGUACCAGUGUCUCCAGUGGCUGCUGCUUGAUUCUUCCAGCAGGAUUUAUCAGAUCCGACACCCUUCUGAUGAUCUCGAUUGAUGCGUAAAACUCAAGAGGCAGGUGGAUGUCCCUCUGCAGAAGAGUGCCACGUGUUCUUGAACUUAGCAGAGCUGAAACUGUACGUACCAAGCUCUAGGUCUUCCUCAAAUAAGGUUUUGGUAUGGUGGAACAGGGAUUUCGAUGCAUUGGUUAAUGUCAACUUAGAAAUCGUGUGCGAUGGAAAACGUACAGUGCCUUUGUCUUGACGUGGUUACUGUGAGAUGGAUCUUGGGUUUCAAACAUGACUUGUUCAUGCUGAGGCUUUUCAAAGGCAUGUUUCAAAAGGAAGAACCUUUUUUUUUCAGUUAAAAGUAACAUGUAUCGUUUCCUAUUUGGUGAAGCUCUCCCCCAGUAUCCAACAGGCGUGCCAUGCCGCUGUGCUGGUGUUGGUGCCUGGCCGUGACAGGACGCUGCCAGGCCCGGGAGGUGAUGCCUUUCCUGGGAGAUGCCUAGAGGAGAGAGAAAGAAGGUUAGUUUGGUUUUGGGUUUUUUUUUUCCAUUCCCCCUGAAAUUUGGCAUUCAGUGCUGUUAAAGUACUUUUGGUCGCUUCACAAAGAUGUCUUUUGGUAUCUUCACAAAGAUGGAUUGUUUAAUUCUAGGCGGUAGUUUAUUGGCAAUAGAGAAACUUGGUAUUGUUACAAAGCCAGGGGAGGCUUGUACCUCCUUCAUCUUUGCAGAGUGUUUCUGCUUCUUACCAGCACUGGCUGAGCUGUUCUGUGCUCUCACAGGGUUAGCCAGAGCUGCUCUGGCAGAGCUCAGCAAACCCUUGCUCAGAACUGCAGGGGCUUCUUGGCAGUACGUGUGCUUGGCAUUUGCCUCUCCAGGUACAUCGUUUGGCAAGACAUUCCUUUGAGUUAAUGGCUGCUUUGCACACUAAAAAUAGCUGUUUUUUCAAAUUGAAAAUGCGUUAGACUUUGAACUGUAAAAACUCUUCAGGACUGAGGCAGUGACAGCCGAUAGGGUGUGGGAUGUAAUGGCAGUCUGGCUCACUGGCUGCUGGGCCAUGAGCACUGGAUAGGGUAAAUAUUACUUGCUCAUGAUUUUGAACUCUCAGAAUAAGGCAAGUAGCCUCUGGGUGGGUUUACAGCUGAAAUAUCUUGAGAGGAAUCUUGCAAAAAGGGUGUAUGAGGAAUGAGGCUGUUCAGUAAGUGUAGGGCAGUUGCAUCACCUGUAGCAAACAGAUAAUUCAGAAGUUGCUCAUGGUCGGCCAGCUCAUUUGUUAGUGUUUAAUGCUGUUAAACAGAGCUGAAGUCAUAGACUGGUAUUACUGAUAAAACUGUUAGUCAGUAACUAUAAUUAAAAUGGACUAGAAGGGGGUAAAAAUUUGGGCUUUAGCGGAGAGGCACCUCAUAAUGAGGUGUUUUUUAGCUGCCACGUGGAACACAUGGAGAGAGUAUAUCUGGCUGUUGAAGUCUUGCUGUUUCUUCCCCCAUCCCUUGCUCAUGUUCAGUACAGUGAGGUGCGAGGAAAUACUGGGAGCAGCCAUUGGUUCUUGAUAGUAAACCUGGUGUGAUUUAACUGAGCUCUGUGUACGUUACACUAUGAGAAACUAUUAGAUGUACAGGUAAAGCAAGCCCAGCCCUGGCUCUCCUCAGAUAACAUCUCUUGCCUUGCUUUGCCGUGAGGAAGGUGCCACAGACAGGUGCUGUCUCUCUGCGUCUUUUUGAAAUAGAUCCUUUGGGAUUUGUUUCCUUUUUUUCUUCCAUUCUGGGGACAUGGUUCCUUCUUUGGUUUAUUUGGUUCCAGCUGAGCGAGGCAGGUGCGUUUUUGAACGGCUGCGCUGUGACAUAAAAAAACGCUUGAGUGGUGCUGGUGGGGAAGGAGCAGAGCUGUCCGGGGGGGGCUGCACCCAUGGGUGGCUGUGGAGGACUGCACCCAAACAACCUGUGGCAUCUCUGGUGAUGGCCUUCGGUCUCACUGCUGUGGAGGAAGGUCAGAGCUCUGGCUGGGGGCUGGGAAGGAGCUGCGAUGUAAGCACUGACAGCAGCUUUUUCACUCAGCAGAUAGACAUUGUGUGCACUUCCCAGAUUCCUAUUGAGCAAGAAGGCAGUUUUAAUUCGGCGUGAUCUUGAAUGUGCCUUAAAGCAAACUCUACAAACUGAAAAAUUAAAAGGGUUUGGAAUCUGCUAGUGUUGCGUUUUCCCUUGUGCAGACACAAGAGUAUUCAGUGGCUAAAAAUGUGGGUAGGGAAUGUCAGGAAUCCUCAGUUCCCUUCCCAGAUCUAGCCCGGACUUUGGGCCUCUGCCUCAACUUUUCCAUGCAGAAAAUGUGUUCGCCGUUUUGCAACACACUGGUUUCUCCAGAAGAGCAAAAUAUUUGAGGCUGCAUAGAUCGAAUGUUUGCCUCUCCCAGUUGUAACAGCUUUGUAUUUUCUUGCUCAUUCUCAGAAAUGUGGUUUUAUCCCAAAUUGAGAUGUUUUGUGCUUCUCAGGCAGCCAGAUGCAAUGCAAUUUUGCAACCUGUGCAAAACACCCAGUAAAAGCAAACGUGGGUGAUCUGGGAGUUUGUGAAAGAUUGCAUAUUUAAUUUUCCCAGAGAGGAAACUACGGCCGGUGCCGAUUCUGGGGAGAGGAUUGAAAUCAGUCGGUCUCUUUAGCCAAACUCGCACCAAGAAACAAAGUUGUUGCAGAUGCUUGUUGGUGUGAAGAGCUUUUAUCUUCUAAAGGCACUCGGCAACUUUGUGUAAUUCACCCACUGCUCUGGUCCUGCUUUUAAAUGACUAGGUUUUCCCUCCUGGCUCUGCUCUUCCUGGUUAAUAAGAUAGCAUCAUCUAGUGGCUAAUCACAGCCUGGGGAUGUGGGUGACCUUGCUUCUGGUGUAUGCUCACAUCUUGUCUCGGUCUUGGAGACUAUAACAUGCGUAUAUCUGAAUGUGAUCCUCACUUUUCUCGGUGGUAGAAUGAAUUUAAUACAGUCAGGGAGGACUCUCGGCUUCAGUGGUGGAAGGUGGCGUGUAGAUACGUGUCGUGUUUUACUGGGUAUAGCGUCAUGAGAUCUGUACAUAAUUGAGAGAGGUGUAAAUGGGUGAAAAAGAACACUUAACUGGUUUGAAGAUGUAUUUAGGAGAUUUAUGAAAUCUCUCUUUUGGUGCUAGUUGAUAGGGGUUUGGGUUUUUUUUUUUUUUUUUUUUUUUUUUUUUUGGUGGGAAAGGGAGAAUUUUGAAGUUAUACUUGAGAAAUUGGCUCUAGAAUUGCCUCAGACAUUAACCUUGGGAGGUCCAAAAGUGUUUGCUGAACUUCCUGUGUGUCCUAUUGCCUAUUUAUUAAAUCAGAAGAUCUGGAAUGAUCACUUUGCAUUUUCUGCUCAGUCUUUUCAUGAACUCUCUGUACCCGAGACUCCCUGGCAGCACCCCCUGAGCUGGGAGAACUGGAUCCCAGACCCCACCAGCACGUGUGCCUGGCAGUGGGAUAAAUAACGGGGGUGCAUCCCCCUGCGCCCGGCACGAGGUAGAUGUCUGUGGGUAUGAGCAUAUCUGCCUGAGGCUUUUCCAGUCCUUAUCGAACCGAGAUACCUCCAAGAUCAAAGCUGUGAGGCUUUGACCGUCUCUUCUGUUCGUGUUUGAGCUGGUACGUUCGAACUCACCUUCGCGACCAAGGAUAAGACUUUGUUACUGAUCCAGGUACUGACCUGCUCCGACCUCUCCUGCUUGGCAGCGUCAACGUGAGCAGUCUCUGUGGAAAAUGUUUUUUUUUUUUUUUUAAACCUUGUGAUUACUUUCCUGAAUCAUUCAAGUGUCCAAGCCUGGGGUGGGGGGGUCGAUGGCAGCAGCGGAGCGCGGUGAGUGAUCUCCCCGGGGAUGUGGAGGUGUCGCUCGGGACGUCUCAGCGGAGGCUCUUGUGCUGCUGCUGCUGCUGCCCAGCUUUCACAUGGAAACGUCAGUGAGUUUGGAGGAGGAAGAGUGAUGUAGAGAACAGACUUGCUAAUUUAUUAGAAGCAAAAGAAGCCUGAGAUUGUCAGUGAUUUUCAAUGAAUCGUAAGUAAGUUAAAUACCCAUUUCUCUGCAUUCUAGAUGGCUUUGGACUUGUAAUUCCCAUAAUCUCUUUUGGUUUAUUUUUCUGGCUGCAGACUUCUGUUCCCCACUACAGUGCUUCGUGUUUCUAAUCUUCUGGUAAAGUUAACUUGUUUUUUUUAAUGAUAAAUUAAAUUGAAAUGGUUUGCAAAAACACUUUACAACUGCAAGGGCACUUUGGAAAUCUAGCGUUUCAGCUGAUGCUUUUUCUUACUGACUUGGACUUGUUCUUACUUACGACACAUUUGUUCAAAGUCAAAUGCAUUCAGUAGAAAACACAUUUUGUUUUCUUUGAGGCUCAGAUCUUAGUUUGAACCUAUGAAUAAUGCAGGUGCUCUCUUGCUCCUGCUUAGUCUUGGCUGGCAGGUAUAUUGUAUACCUGCAUAAUUUUGACCUUUUCAUCCAUAGUGUUUCCAGAAAGACCGGAGGGCGCUCUGUCUGCUCCACGCUCAGCUCUGGUGUCAUUACAAACCCCCGUCCCUCUUCUGCAAAUGAGUCUUGGUGUGUUUUGAGCCAGAUGUUGUGAGAUGGCGUGAAGCUGCGCUGGUGUACGGCAGCUGGCAGUCUGGUUCCUUUCUCAAGGUGUUUCCUCUGUUUGAGUUGUGUGUGAGGGGGAGGUCAUCACUGUCUUUAAAAGA